AGCAAAGGCAAACGCCAACUCUUUAAUGGGACCCCGGAUGCCAUUUCUAUCCAUUCUUGCCAGAAUUUUACGAUAUACAGCCAUGCCACAAUGGUUAUAAUUCAGCUCCUGUUGUUGCUGAGUUUCUUGGACCAAAGCAAGCAGGAUUAUCUGUCUCCGAGGCUUGCUAGGACUUCAGGGGCGCCUUGUGCCAUUGGCCAGGCGUGUGACCCAAGGCAGAGGAGAGAUGCUGGGGGACGCGGUGGAGUCUACGAGCACCUCGGAGGAGCACCAAGAUGCAGAAAACUUUACUGUGCAACUAAAUAUCAUUUGCAAAUACAUCCAAGCGGGAAAAUAGACGGUUCUCUUGAGGAAAACAACCAGUUAAGCAUCAUGGAGAUCACAGCAGUUGAUGUUGGAGUGGUAGCGAUAAAGGGGAUAUUUUCCGGGAGAUAUCUGGCCAUGAAUGAUAAAGGACGUCUAUACGCCUCGGAUGUGUUCAACCAGGAGUGUGAGUUCCUGGAGCGGAUUCAUGAGCUGGGCUACAACACCUAUGCUUCAAGACACCACUCCACCCUGCAGCCCCCUGCAGGGGGUGGCAGUGGCAAACGACGAGCCAGUGCCAAGAGGCAGUGGUAUGUGUCCAUCAAUGGGAAAGGCCGGCCAAGGAGGGGCUUUAAGACACGCAGCACUGACAAAGCCUCCCUUUUCCUGCCUCGAGUGCUAGGCAAUAAGGACCAUGAGAUGGUGCGAAAGCUCCGUGACAGCCAGAGGCACCCAGCUGGACAGCUGAGUCCCCCUAUGGGCCGGGCUGAGCACCGGAGACGGAGACACCGGGUCAGGGAAAGAAAGGGUAGAACCAAGAGGCCUGGUGACUGACUGACACUAGCCACUGCCCGAGAGCAGUAGGCCCUAUUUCUCCGCUAAGGAACACCAGUUCACGGCACAUGAAACUGACCAAAAAUGAACUUACUGAAAUAUCUGCCUUAGAUACUUGGAUCAGCCAGUGGCAGCACAACUGUACUUUGUUGUACAAGCUCCCUCCAAAAUCCUUGCUUGGCAUACAUGCAACUCGAACCAUCCCCUACAACUAUUGCAAUACCAACACAAGAUUUGCCUGGGAAUUCGAGUUAGCACAUAUCUGAAGUUAGAGCUACCGAUACACAAGUAUGAAAGGAUGUUACGUUUUGUCUUUGUUUUGUACAUACACUUGUGAAUGCAACUAAAGUCAAUACAGCUGGAUAUCUUCCAACUGUUGUAUUACCUGGAAAAAGUUGUUUUUGUGUUCUUGUGGAACUUUUUAAAAGAUCAUAAAUAAUGUAUGUUUAUACGUGUAGUUACUUUUUAAUAUCAGUUUCAUUUAUCAGCAGCUUUAAUGUGGGAAAAUGAGUGCGUGUAAGAACUGGACAUCAUUCAAGUGCUUACAGAUACCAAGGAGGUGGUAUUCUCCAUCAUUCUAGUGCUUACAGAUACCAAGGAGGUGGUGUGCUCCAUCAUUCUAGUGCUUACAGAUACCAAGGAGGUGGUGUGCUCCAUCAUUCUAGUGCUUACAGAUACCAAGGAGGUGGUGUGCUCCAUCAUUCUAGUGCUUACAGAUACCAAGGAGGUGGUGUGCUCCAUCAUUCUAGUGCUUACAGAUACCAAGGAGGUGGUAUGCUCCAUCAUUCUAGUGCUUACAGAUACCAAGGAGGUGGUAUGCUCCAUCAUUCUAGUGCUUACAGAUACCAAGGAGGUGGUGUGCUCCAUCAUUCUAGUGCUUACAGAUACCAAGGAGGUGGUGUGCUCCAUCAUUCUAGUGCUUACAGAUACCAAGGAGGUGGUGUGCUCCAUCAUUCUAGUGCUUACAGAUACCAAGGAGGUGGUGUGCUCCAUCAUUCUAGUGCUUACAGAUACCAAGGAGGUGGUAUGCUCCAUCAUUCUAGUGCUUACAGAUACCAAGGAGGUGGUAUGCUCCAGAGAAAUAGAUUUACAGCAAAGCACUUUUUCAUACGAACAUAAAAAGAAAACAAGUAAAAACAAACAUGGGAACACAUUUAUUUUGAAAUGUACAAAUGAUGUGAUAGUCUGUCUGUAAACUGCGAGAAGUACUUUGUAUAUUACUAAUGAUAUGAAUAUUUAUUUGGUACCUGUGUUUAAGUUAUUGAUGAGAUUGUUUCUACAUUUACCAAUGUUAUAAUUUUAAAAAACUUUGUUGUAACCAACCAGGCGUGCCCCUCACUCAAACAAGAGAUAUUGUCAAAACAAAAUGGUCAAUCUGACUUGUCAAACAUUACCAUGUUUUGUUAAUUGGCAUAACUAGCUAGUACAACUGAACAGACAAACUACAUCAAAUGUACUUACCGAAUCCUCUGUCAAUUUUUUGGGCAUGAAACCACUCAGCAGACUCAGUCUUGUCCUGCCCAUGACCAUGUUUUGCACUUCACCCCAGGUUGGGUUCAUCUCUGUCGGUCCUGACCUCACUGUUCCUACACCAGGUAGAACCUAGCUUUGGCCUUCCAUGUUAUUCAUAGAUUGCUGUUCUGUUCAGAGCAUGGGGGAUACAGCUCUGUUCCACUCCAUGUUAACACAAAUAUGUAAUUGUCAUGAUUUCUCUCACCACCAAUCAAUUAUUUUACGGUGAAUGUUGAGUCAUGAGGCUAUAGUGAACACUGUAACAUGUAAACAAUAAACUAUUAAGUAUUUGGAUUAAUGUCAUAUGGAAAUGUUUAACCUGUAAACAUUGUGUUCAAUGUAAGAUGAUUUUUACAGUUUCUAAAUAAUAUAGGCUACUGAUGGCAAC
Oncorhynchus masou masou (cherry salmon) is the source of this 2758-nucleotide messenger RNA. It is a transcript of the gene fgf3, whose product is annotated as fibroblast growth factor 3. The record is from RefSeq and is a predicted model, not a curated record. Lineage: Eukaryota; Metazoa; Chordata; Actinopteri; Salmoniformes; Salmonidae. Gene Ontology annotation, biological process: animal organ morphogenesis; positive regulation of cell population proliferation; positive regulation of gene expression. The transcript is spliced from 3 exons. The coding region runs from base 91 to 858 and encodes 255 amino acids. Gene Ontology annotation, molecular function: fibroblast growth factor receptor binding; growth factor activity. Gene Ontology annotation, cellular component: cytoplasm.